CCGGACGGUGUUAAGAGGCGUACAGGAGGCUGAAUAACAGGAAGAGCAGCAGGAGCCACUAUGGCGGAGACGCAUAGCUUGCAAGACCUCCGGCAAGCAGCCGUCGCCUCCAAGGUUUUCGUUCAGAGAGACUACACCUCUGGUACCAUCUGCAAGUUUCAGACCAAGUUCCCCACAGAGCUGGAGAGCAGGAUUGACAAGCAGCAGUUUGAAGAGACUAUGCAGACCCUGAAUAAUCUAUUUGCAGAGGCAGAGAAGCUUGGAGGCCGGUCAUAUCUGGAAGGCUGUCUGGCCUGUCUCACUGCAUACACAAUCUUCCUCUGUAUGGAGACCCACUAUGAAAAAGUGCUGAAAAAGAUCGGCAAGUACAUCCAGGAGCAGAAUGAGAAAAUUUAUGCUCCUCUUGGGCUUCUCCUCACGGAUCCCAUAGAGAGAGGGCUCAGAGUUGUGGAGAUCACUAUUUUUGAGGAUAGAAGUAUUGGCUCAAGAUAAAACACACCACAGGAUCAUGUGUGGAACAUGAUUAUUGGCCUGCUGGACUCAAAACCUGCUUCUCCGUCUCAUGAUAACAGACCCGAUUGCGUUAAACUGUAGAUGGUGUAGGUUAUGUUUAUUUUCAGCUUAUUCCUUCAUUGGUUUUAUUUUUUAUUUUUAUAGAGGGAGAGAGUUUUAUAUAUAUAAAUAUAUUAUUAUUAUAAUAAUAAUAAUAAUAUAAGUACCUUACCCAAACUCUCCAAAUCAGCUUUCCCUCAGUUAGCAGCUCUCCAGUGUGUUAACUGAAUUAUUUUACAUUUGUGUUGUGCCAUGUUAUUUUAUAAGGAUUGUUUGGAUCUUCUGUGAUUCUUCGUUCUUGUGCUUGUUAAAACUGUUAUUCUAACAAUAAUGAAGAUGCUUCAGUUUUGUGUACAUGGAAAUAACAUGGAAACUGUAUUUAAUGAUUUUUUUUUUAGUAAUAAUCCGUUGAAUUACUUUAUCAUUGUUCCAUUUCAUAGUGCCCCCUCUACAAAAUACUGUUUUCUGUCUAUUCCAUGCAUUUUAAACACUACAUUUUACUAUAUUUACAAGUGGACUUCUGUAGUUUUAUUGGGGUCUGCGAUAUAAUCCUUAUUACACAUAAAUGCCAUAAAGACCUUAAAGCAUGGUUGCGUUUAAAAUCGCAUACCCUUCUUGUAUUUUCUAACUGCUGUCAGUUCAACUUGUUUCUUGUGUACAUCUUGUUAUCAGUGUUGUAUCAUAAUGUCUUUUGGAAAAUCUUUUGACACCUAUUUAAACUAUGUAUCGUACAAUAAAUAAGUGUUUUCAUGAACAAA
Molecule: messenger RNA, 1310 nt
Organism: Myxocyprinus asiaticus (Chinese sucker)
Lineage: Eukaryota; Metazoa; Chordata; Actinopteri; Cypriniformes; Catostomidae
Product: golgin subfamily A member 7-like
Exons: 6
Coding region: 61-492 (143 amino acids)
Biological process (GO): protein targeting to membrane; Golgi to plasma membrane protein transport; peptidyl-L-cysteine S-palmitoylation
Cellular component (GO): palmitoyltransferase complex; Golgi stack
Source: RefSeq, a predicted model, not a curated record